This is a messenger RNA of Thlaspi arvense, 6681 nucleotides long. NCBI's taxonomy places the organism in Eukaryota, Viridiplantae, Streptophyta, Magnoliopsida, Brassicales, Brassicaceae. The record is from the annotation of a GenBank genome assembly.
AUGCUAGAAGCUCGGAGGAACGUGCUAAUGGUGGGAGUAGGACGUGGAAAUAACGGGCACUUAAAUGGGUCUAUUCCAUUAAGGUCCCCCUCUGUGGUUUCGGAAGUAGAUGAGUUCUGUUACGCCCUUGGGGGAAAGAAACCUAUACGCAGUAUCUUAAUAGCAAACAAUGGUAUGGCAGCUGUCAAGUUUAUGCGGAGCAUAAGGACAUGGGCUUAUGAAACAUUUGGAACAGAGAAGGCAAUAUUGUUAGUGGCCAUGGCCACUCCAGAGGACAUGAGAAUAAAUGCAGAGCACAUUAGAAUUGCCGAUCAGUUUGUAGAAGUACCUGGGGGAACUAACAAUAACAACUACGCAAACAUGGCAGAGAUAACACAUGUUGAUGCAGUUUGGCCCGGUUGGGGUCAUGCCUCUGAAAAUCCUGAACUGCCAGAUGCCCUGAAUGCAAAGGGAAUCAUAUUUCUCGGGCCACCAGCUACGUCUAUGGCAGCUUUGGGAGAUAAAAUCGGUUCAUCAUUAAUUGCCCAAGCUGCUGAAGUUCCCACCCUUCCAUGGAGUGGCUCACAUGUUAAAAUUCCCGCAGAAAGCUGUUUGGAUACUAUUCCAGAUGAUAUCUAUCGGAAGGCAUGUGUUUACACAACAGAAGAAGCAAUUGCUAGCUGUCAAGUAGUGGGUUACCCUGCAAUGAUAAAGGCGUCAUGGGGUGGUGGUGGUAAAGGCAUAAGAAAGGUACAUAAUGAUGAUGAAGUGAGGGCAUUAUUCAAGCAAGUCCAGGGGGAAGUUCCUGGCUCACCUAUAUUCAUAAUGAAGGUUGCUUCUCAGAGCCGGCAUCUAGAGGUCCAGUUGCUUUGUGAUCAAUAUGGCAAUGUGGCAGCUUUGCAUAGCCGUGACUGCAGUGUUCAGAGGCGACAUCAAAAGAUAAUUGAGGAAGGUCCAAUUACGGUAGCUCCUCUAGAAACAGUGAAAAAACUAGAGCAGGCAGCAAGAAGGCUAGCCAAGUGCGUGAAUUAUGUUGGAGCUGCUACUGUUGAGUAUCUGUACAGCAUGGAAACUGGGGAGUACUAUUUCUUGGAGCUCAACCUCGGUUGCAGGUUUACUUCACCUUCUUCCUCCCUGCAUCAUCAUUCUAUUUUCUCCAUUCCUUUAAAAUUCCCUGAAGUCUUAAAGCAUCCUCUUUCUGGAAAAACUGCUUGCAAUGAGGUGGAACACCCCGUAACAGAAUGGAUAGCUGAAGUAAACCUCCCAGCAGCACAGGUUGCAGUUGGGAUGGGGAUUCCUCUCUGGCAAAUUCCUGAAAUACGACGAUUUUAUGGAACGGAGCCUGGUGGAGGAUAUGAUGCUUGGAAGAGAACAUCUAUUGUUGCAACACCAUUUGACUUUGACAAGGCAGAGUCUACGAGGCCAAAAGGUCACUGUGUAGCCGUUCGUGUGACAAGUGAGGACCCAGAUGAUGGUUUUAAGCCUACUAGUGGGAAAGUUCAGGAGUUAAGCUUUAAAAGCAAGCCAAAUGUGUGGGCAUACUUCUCUGUUAAGUCUGGAGGAGGCAUUCAUGAAUUCUCAGAUUCUCAAUUUGUUCUCUCAAGGGCAAUGACAGGUAGUGAAAUUCAUCUAACUGGCUUUGUGAAAGUUUCCAUUAUUGACAAGAAAGUCUCUGCCAAAACCAUCUCUGGUCAUGUUUUUGCCUUUGGUGAGUCCAGAGCCCUGGCAAUAGCAAACAUGGUUCUUGGGCUAAAAGAAGUUCAAAUUCGUGGAGAAAUCCGUACAAAUGUUGACUAUACCAUUGAUUUGUUGCAUGCUUCAGACUACAGGGACAAUAAAAUACAUACAGGUUGGUUGGAUAGUAGGAUUGCUAUGCGAGUUAGGGCAGAAAGGCCACCCUGGUAUCUAUCUGUGGUUGGAGGGGCUCUAUAUAAAGCAUCUGCUAGCAGUGUUGCUAUGGUUUCAGAUAUGUUGGUUAUCUUGAGAAAGCAUAUAUCACUUGUCAACUCUGAAGUUUCUUUAAAUAUUGAAGGCAGCAAAUAUACUUUGGAUGGAAACAGUCAUGUUAUAUAUGCAGAAGAAGAAGCUGCUGGAACUCGACUUCUUAUAGAUGGAAGGACUUGCUUACUUCAGAAUGACCAUGAUCCAUCCAAGUUAGUUGCAGAGACUCCAUGCAAGCUUCUAAGGUAUUUGGUCUUGGAUGGUAGUCAUAUUGAUGCUGACACACCUUAUGCAGAAGUUGAGGUCAUGAAGAUGUGUAUGCCACUUCUUUCUCCUGCUUCUGGCAUUAUCCAAUUUACAAUGUCUGAAGGUCAAGCAAUGCAGGCUGGUGAGCUUAUAGCAAGGCUUGAACUAGAUGAUCCAUCAGCUGUAAGAAAAGCAGAACCUUUCCAAGGGAGCUUUCCAUUAGUGGGGCCUCCAACAGCAAUAUCAGGAAAAGUUCAUCAGAGGUGUGCAGCAAGUCUGAAUGCAGCUCGGAUGAUUCUUGCAGGAUAUGAGCAUAACAUUGAGGAAGUUGUGCAAAAUUUGCUCAGUUGUCUUGACAAUCCUGAGCUUCCUUUCCUUCAAUGGCAAGAGUGCUUGUCUGUCCUGGCAACCCGCCUUCCUAAAGAUCUCAGAUCUGAGCUGGAAUCAAAAUAUACAGCAUAUGAAAGUAACUCAAGCCUGCAAAAUCUUGAUUUCCCUGUGAAAGUCUUGCGGGCUGUUCUUGAGGCCCAUCUAAACUCUUGCAAUGAUAAAGAAAAAGGUGCCCAAGAAAGGCUUAUUGAACCUUUGAUGAGCCUUGUCAAGUCUUACGAAGGUGGAAGAGAGAGCCAUGCCCGUAUCACUGUUCAGGAACUUUUUGAGGAGUAUUUAUCUGUCGAAGAAUUAUUUAGUGACAGCAUUCAGGCAGAUGUGAUUGAACGCCUUCGCCUUCAACAUAAGAAAGAUCUCCGGAAGGUUGUGGCCAUUGUGCUUUCUCAUCAGGGCGUCAAGGGUAAAAAUAAGCUGAUACUGCAACUUAUGGAACAAAUGGUGUACCCUAAUCCUGCUGCUUACAGGGAGAAACUAAUCCGAUUUUCUGCCCUGAACCAUACAAACUAUUCUGAGUUGGCAUUGAAGGCAAGUCAACUGUUAGAACAGACCAAAUUGAGUGAACUUCGAUCCAGUAUUGCUAGAAGUCUGUCUGAGUUAGAGAUGUUUACAGAAGAUGGUGAACAUAUGGAUACACCUAAGAGGAAAAGUGCCAUUAAUGAACGAAUGGAGGAUCUAGUACGUGCUCCUUUGGCAGUAGAAGACGCCCUUGUGGGUCUUUUUGAUCACAGUGAUCACACCCUUCAGAGACGGGUAGUGGAGACCUAUAUUCGGAGAUUAUACCAGCCCUACCUUAUCAAGGGCAGUGUCAGAAUGCAAUGGCACAGGUCUGGACUUAUUGCUUCAUGGGAGUUCUUGGAAGAACAUAUUGGAAGGAAAGAUGGUUCUGAAAGUCAAGUGUCAGACAAAACAUCAGUUGAGAAACACACAGAGAGGAAAUGGGGAGCUAUGGUUAUUAUCAAAUCUCUUCAAUUUUUGCCAUCUGUUAUAAAUGCUGCGUUAACAGAAACAAAGCAGAGUAUGAAUGGCGGCAUUCCAAACGGAUAUGCUGAGUCAGCCAGCCAUGGUAAUAUGAUGCACAUUGCACUGGUUGGCAUCAAUAAUCAGAUGAGUUUACUCCAGGACAGUGGUGAUGAGGAUCAGGCUCAAGAGAGAAUCCAUAAAUUGGCCAAAAUACUUAGAGACAAAGAAGUAGGAUCCAGUCUUCGGACAGCAGGUGUUGGUGUUAUUAGCUGCAUUAUCCAGAGGGAUGAAGGGAGGAUCCCUAUGAGGCACUCCUUUCAUUGGUCUACAGAGAAGCUUCACUAUGAGGAAGAGCCCCUAUUGCGACACCUGGAACCCCCUCUAUCAAUAUAUCUUGAAUUGGACAAGCUCAAGGGCUAUGAAAACAUAAGAUACACUCCAUCACGUGACCGUCAGUGGCACCUAUACACUGUUGUAGACAAGCCAUUUCCAAUUCAGAGGAUGUUUCUUAGAACACUUGUAAGGCAACCAACCUCAAAUGAAAUGUUCAUGGAGCUGGACAUGGGAACAAAUGGAUCCCCAUUGUCUAUGUCAUUUACUUCAAAGAGCAUUUUGAGGUCCAUAAUAACUGCACUGGAGGAGUUAGAACUUCAUGUCCAUAAUGCUACCAUCAAAUCUGACCAUGCUCACAUGUAUCUCUAUAUCUUACGGGAGCAGCAAAUAGAUGAUCUUGUGCCAUAUUUCAAGAGAGCCAAAAUAGAAGCUGGGCAAGAGGAAACUGCAGUUGACGCAAUCUUGAAAGGGCUGGCACGUGAAAUCCAUACAUCUGUUGGGAUGAAAAUGCAUCGAUUGGGUGUUUGUGAAUGGGAAGUGAAGCUUUGGAUGGCAUCUGAAGGAAAAGCCGCUGGUGCUUGGAGGGUUGUGGUUGAAAAUGUUACUGGUCAUACCUGCAUUGUGCAUACGUAUCGAGAAUUGGAGGAUAGCAACCAACAAGCAGUGGUCUAUCAUUCUACCUCUGUGGGGGCCCGUCUACAUGGUAUUCCUCUGAAUGCACAGUAUCAGCCUUUGGGAGCUCUUGAUCGGAAACGGCUUGUAGCAAGGAAAAGCAGCACCACAUAUUGCUAUGAUUUCCCACUGGCAUUUGAAAUGGCCUUGGAAAAAACUUGGGCAUCCCAAUGCUCAGGUAGUGGCAAAAUUCAGAGUAAAGUGCUUAAAGUGACAGAGCUCAUAUUUGCUGACUCUAAAGGCACUUGGGGCACUCCCCUUAUUGCCAUUGAGCGCCCACCAGGCCUCAAUGAUGUUGGAAUGGUAGCCUGGACUAUGGAAAUGUCUACACCCGAAUUCCCUUCUGGAAGGACAAUCGUGAUAGUAGCUAAUGAUGUGACUUUCAAAGCGGGAUCUUUUGGUCCAAGGGAGGAUGCAUUUUUCCUUGCAGUGACUGAUCUUGCUUGUGCUAGGAAACUGCCCCUAGUUUACUUGGCUGCAAACUCGGGAGCUCGGAUUGGGGUAGCGGAGGAAGUAAGAGCUUGCUUUAAAGUUGGGUGGUCCGAUGAAUCAAGCCCAGAGUGUGGUAUUCAGUACAUCUAUUUGACUCCUGAAGACUAUGCACGAAUUGGAUCGUCUGUAAUAGCACAUGAGUUGAAGCUGCCAAUUGGAGAAACCAGAUGGGUAAUAGAUAGCAUUGUAGGCAAGGAGGACGGUGCUUAUCUUGCUCGUCUUGGUAUGCGGUGCAUACAGAGGCUCGAUCAGCCUAUUAUCCUUACGGGUUUCUCUGCACUAAACAAACUUCUGGGCAGGGAUGUGUACAGCUCCCACAUGCAGCUUGGUGGACCUAAAAUCAUGGCAACUAAUGGGGUCGUACACCUGACAGUGUCAGAUGAUCUUAAAGGGAUAUCAGCUAUUUUGAAGUGGCUAAGCUACGUUCCCUCUUAUUUGGGUGGUCCACUUCCUAUUUUGCCCUCUUUGGAUCCUCCAGAGCGGCCUGUUGAGUACUUACCUGAGAAUGAAUGCGAUCCCCGUGGAGCUGUCAGGGGCAUUAUCGGUAGCAAUGCAAAGUGGCUAGGGGGUAUUUUUGAUAAGGAUAGCUUUGUUGAGACUCUGGAAGGCUGGGCGAGGACAGUUGUGACUGGAAGGGCAAGGCUUGGAGGAAUCCCUGUAGGAAUAGUGGCUGUGGAGACCCAGACUGUGAUGCAAGUAAUCCCUGCAGACCCUGGGCAGCUUGAUUCUCAUGAAAGGGUUGUUCCUCAAGCCGGGCAAGUUUGGUUUCCAGAUUCUGCCACCAAGACAGCUCAAGCAUUGGUGGAUUUUAACAGGGAAGAGCUGCCCCUUUCAUUCUUGCUAACUGGAGAGGCUUCUCGGCCUGUUUUCGUGUAUAUCCCUAUGAUGGGUGAGCUCCGAGGGGGGGCCUGGGUUGUUCUAGACAGUAGGAUCAACUUGGACCAGAUCGAGAUGUAUGCAGAACGAACAGCUAAAGGAAACGUCCUUGAACCAGAAGGAAUGAUUGAGAUUAAAUUUAGGACAAAGGAACUGUUGGAGUGCAUGGGAAGACUUGACCAGCAGCUGAUUAAUCUGAAGGCAAAACUUCAGGAGACUCAAAGUAGUGGGGCUCAUUCAACUCUUGAAUCUCUACAGCAGCAGAUUAAAGCACGGGAAAAGAAGCUUUUGCCGGUGUACACUCAGAUAGCCACAAAAUUUGCAGAACUACAUGAUACUUCCCUCAGGAUGGCCAAAAAAGGGGUAAUCAGAGAAGUUGUUGACUGGAAUAAUUGUAGGUCUUUCUUCUACAAAAGAUUGCACCGGCGGGUUGCUGAGAGAGAACUGAUCAGGAGUGUAAGAGAUGCUGCUGGUGAGCAACUUUCUCAUAGAUCUGCAGUGGACAUGAUUAAGAAGUGGUUUUCCAAUUCAAAGAUUGUAGAAGGACGAGAAGACGCUUGGUUAGAUGAUGAAGUUUUCUUUGCAUGGAAGGACGAUAUACAGAACUACGAGGAAAAACUCCAGGAGUUGCGUGUAAAUAAAGUUCUGCAUCAAUUAUUAAAUAUUGGUGACUCACCAUUGGAUCUACAAGCUCUGCCCUGCGGUCUUGCUGCCCUUCUAAACAAGGUGGAACCAUCAAGGCGAGGAAAGUUAGUUGAUGAACUUAAGAAGGUGCUCAAUGGAUUAGAUUGA